Messenger RNA from Monopterus albus (swamp eel), 1284 nucleotides. RefSeq names its product leukotriene B4 receptor 1. Gene Ontology annotation, biological process: cell chemotaxis; G protein-coupled receptor signaling pathway; immune response. The record is from RefSeq and is a predicted model, not a curated record. Lineage: Eukaryota; Metazoa; Chordata; Actinopteri; Synbranchiformes; Synbranchidae. The transcript has a single exon. Gene Ontology annotation, molecular function: C-C chemokine binding; C-C chemokine receptor activity. Gene Ontology annotation, cellular component: membrane; external side of plasma membrane. Bases 1 to 1080 code for a protein of 359 amino acids.
AUGAACCACUCAGCUGAGCAGUCUUCUUUGGAGGAAAUGGCCCCUGAGAAGUUCGAUGGGACAAUGGCUUGCGUGAUCCUGGGCCUGUCCUUCCUGGUGGGAGCUCCGGGGAACCUGCUGGUGAUCUGGACUAUUCUGAGACAUGUCAAGCAGCGUUCCCACACUGUGGUGCUGAUCCUGCACCUGGCGGCUGCAGACCUAGUGGUCCUUAUCACUCUGCCUCUGUGGAUCUACUCUCUGGCCUACUCCUGGGUGUUUGGAGAGGCCUGCUGCAAAGCCAUGGUGUACGUGAUCAACGCCUGCAUGUACAGCAGUGUUUUCCUCAUCACCGUCAUGAGCGUGGAGCGUUUUAUGGCUGUGCGCUAUCCCUUUGACUCGGUUAACUGGAGGAGAAAGAAAGCUCUGAAUAAAGUCCUGCUGGCCCUGUGGACUGCAGCAUUCCUGUUCAGCAUCCCUGUCAUCCCAACACAGGUUGUUGGGGACGAUUAUGGUGCGGACCACUGUCUGUACCGGUCCUACACUUCUGUAACCCAGGAGCUGGUGUGUGUGUUGCUGGAGACACUAGUGGGCUACAUAUUACCCUUCUCCAUCCUGGUGGUCUGCUACAGCUGCCUUUGUAGCAGGAUUGCACAGAUGACCUUCAAGUCCAAACGCAAGUCUACUGUCCUUAUCGCCAGUGUAGUGGUUGUGUUUGCCAUUUGCUGGACACCUCACCACAUUGGGAAUGUCCUGUCACUCGUCAACCUGGCCAUUGAAAACUCCUUCCCUGAAACAGCACAUAGUUUGGAAAAUGUCCGCAGCACCAUGGCCUUCAUUGCUGGAGCCAUGGGCUUCAUCAGCAGCAGUGUUAACCCCAUCCUUUACAUGUUUGCAGCUCGCUCCUUCAGGAGCUCCCUGAGUGACACGGGUAUCCAGAAGCUCUUCCGCCACAUCUCCAGCACUGCCCCAGGUGAGGGCAACAGGGAGGUGUCCUUUGUGUCCAAGAGGUGCAACAAUCAGACCAGCAGCUCUCAGUGUGUGUUGGAGUCAAAGGACCAAAUAGAUAUAUUAAUACAAAUGUGUGAAAAUAACCCAUCCUGAUAACAAAUUGUGUUUCCAUGUAGAUGUUGAUGUGCAUAUGUAUUUUUUAAUGAAGGAAAUUUUGACUGAAGUGAAGUUCAUUUUGUAUGAAAUUACAACACAGAUAAACAGGAUGUCAUAGUUUAUCUGUGUGAGACUCUGUAAAUGAUCUAUUUUACAUGUAUUGUAUUUAUAAAUGUUUCAUAUCUAUCUACAUCUGUACUG